AUGAACAUCAAAAGCCGCGCGGUGGAAUUGCGAACCUCAAAAUUCACCAACGAUGUGGGUGCUCUACAGAAGGGCGCAGAUUUCGUCAAGGCCUUUACUCUCGGCUUCGACAUUGACGAUGCGAUUGCGCUUCUCCGACUUGACGACCUAUACAUUGAAACUUUUGAAAUCAAAGAUGUGAAGACUCUCAACGGAGAGCAUCUCGGUCGCGCCAUUGGACGUAUUGCAGGCAAGGAUGGAAAGACCAAAUUUGCCAUCGAAAACGCCAGCCGGACACGAGUGGUACUUGCCGAUCAGAAGAUCCAUAUCUUGGGUGGAUUCAAGAAUAUUCAUAUUGCCCGAGAAGCAAUCGUCAGCUUGAUUCUGGGUAGCCCUCCGGGUAAGGUAUACGGCAACCUCCGAACCGUUGCCUCACGCAUGAAGGAACGGUUCUGAUCUUACGAGAUAUCUCAUCUCUUCCGGCAUGGUGUGGGCGUUAAUACAGGAGCAUGAGGGUUUACGACUUGUUUUCUUUUCUUUCGAGAUUAUAUGAUACUAGGCAUGAUGAC
Messenger RNA from Penicillium canescens, 548 nucleotides. RefSeq names its product KH domain-containing protein. The record is from RefSeq and is a predicted model, not a curated record. Bases 1 to 435 code for a protein of 144 amino acids. Lineage: Eukaryota; Fungi; Ascomycota; Eurotiomycetes; Eurotiales; Aspergillaceae. The transcript is spliced from 2 exons. Gene Ontology annotation, molecular function: RNA binding. Gene Ontology annotation, cellular component: nucleolus.